Cylicocyclus nassatus is the source of this 1501-nucleotide messenger RNA. The record is from the annotation of a GenBank genome assembly. NCBI's taxonomy places the organism in Eukaryota, Metazoa, Nematoda, Chromadorea, Rhabditida, Strongylidae.
GUUCAAUAGUUUCAUUUUCGAAGUUCCGACCGAAUUAGAAGAUGGCACCUUAUAUCGAUCUUGAUGCUGUUGGUAGGCGAAAGGGUUUGGAGAUCUGGAGAAUUAAGGAGUUCGAUCUACUCCCAGUGCCAAAGAACGAAUAUGGGCAAUUCUACACAGGUGAUGCAUAUGUUUGCCUGAAUACAACUGAGAAUCAAACCUGGGAUUUGCAUUUUUGGCUGGGUGAAAAUGCAACCACCGAUGAGGUGGGUUCAGCGGCCAUAGCAGCUGUGAAGAUUGACGACGCACUAGGCGGGCGCCCGGUACAGCAUCGAGAAGUACAAAAGCAUGAAUCGUCUUUGUUCCUUUCCUACUUCCCUCAUGGAGUCAGAUACAUGAAUGGAGGCUAUGAAUCCGGAUUCCAUCAUGUCGAGGACAUUUUCGACAACUUCGAACCGCGCUUGUUUCAUUGCAAAGGAAAACGAAAUGUUCGCUGUACACAGGUGGACUGUGAUGUUAGAUCACUGAACAUCGGUGAUGUGUUCAUCCUAGAUCUUGGCAGAGAGCUCUAUAUUUGGAUGCCCCCAGAAUGUGGCCGUUUAGAGAAAAUUAAGGGGAUGGAAAUCGCAAAACACAUAUCUCAGGAAGAACGGCAUUGCAGAGCUCAUGUCAACGUUUUAGAUUCGGACUGGGAUACAAACGAAACCUUUUGGUCAUAUUUUGGAGGAGUAGACAAUGCGAGCAACAUUGGUAGCGCCAGAGAGGAUGACGAGAGUUACUGGCAGAGAUCUUUUGAGGGUGUUAUAUUGUACAGAGUAUCUGAUGCGUCAGGAAGAAUGGAAGUAAGCGAAGUAGCGGAUGGUGAGGUAAUGCACAGCCAACUGGAUUCGCAGGAUGCUUUCAUUCUUGAUGCCGCAAGCAGUGGUAUAUUCGUUUGGGUUGGCAGUGGUUGCAAUAUAAAUGAGCGCCGCAAGGCUCUAUCGUGGGGAGAGAACUAUAUCAAGCAAAAGAACCUGCCAUCAUGGACUCAAGUUACUUUGGUCAGAGAAGGUGACGAGCCGCCGUCAUUCACACAGUGGUUUGGAGACUGGAAUCAGGCGAGAGCUUCUUACAAACCUCGGCUUUACCAAAUAUGCGACCACAGUGGGAAAUUGGUCAUUGAGGAGAUAGAAAAUUUCAAUCAGGAGAGCUUGGAUGGAGACGAUGUCAUGCUAUUGGACACCUACGAUCAAAUUUAUGUCUGGAUUGGAGCGGGUGCGAGUGAGCAGGAAAAAGAAGGAGCCACAAAUUUAGCGGAGAGGUAUCUUCAACAAAAAGCGCUUCCACGCCAUGCAGGCACCAACAUUGUUACAAUAUACCAGGGAAGUGAACCAGGAUCUUUCAAAGCGAAAUUCAGGGAGUGGGAUGACGAUCUUUUUCAGAGCGAUACAAGAUCGGUGGAAAACAUUAAGAGACGUUUCUUCAAUCAGUGAAGGCGUCCACGCAAUCCCGGGAUUUUACACGUAUCGUAAAACAGUGAACC